UGGAUUGCGAUUUAAAGUUUGAUGUGUGCAGAAACGUUGUGGCACAACAGAAUCAGGAAGUACAUGAACUGCAGACAAACUGAAAGCCGAAGAGCAAAAAGAGUGAAAUUCUGAGUGAUGGCAGAAUUUUCAUCAGCAGCACAAAAUCCAACCGAGACGAGAAGGAGGAGUCUGGAUGCACCUCCAUUAUCUCUGUCAAAUGAGCUCCAGUGUUCGAUCUGUCUGGAUGUGUUCACUGAUCCAGUCAGCGCUCCAUGUGGACACAACUUCUGUAAGAGCUGCCUGAACCAGUGCUGGAACAACAGUCAGACCUACAACUGUCCAUUAUGUAAAGAAACAUUCAGUAAAAGACCCGACCUCAAGAUCAACACAGCACUCAGACAGGUUGUGCAGCACUUUAAGGAAAAGUCUGGUCUGAGUAAAUCGGAGGUUCUCUGUGACUUCUGUGAUGACAUAAAGAUGAAAGCGCUGAAGAUGUGCCUGGUGUGUCAGAGCUCUUACUGUGAAACUCACCUGGAGCCUCAUCACAGAGUCGCACAUUUAAAGAAACACAAACUGAUCGAUCCCGGGGCGAAUCUUGAGGACUAUAUCUGUCAGAAACAUGAGAAACCUCUGGAGCUGUUCUGUAGAGAUGAUCAGACGUGUGUGUGUUUGCUCUGCGCAAUGAAAGACCACAAGAAUCACAACACUGUUGCUGUGGAGGAGGAGAGCGGAGAGAGGAAGCCUCAGCUGAUGAAGAUGCAGACAGAAGUGCGGCAGAUGAUCCAGAACAGAAUGAAGAGAAUUCAAGACAUCAGACACUUAAAAGAAGAAAAAAAUGAAUCAUCAGAAAAAGAGAAAGCAGACAGUACUGAGCUCUUCUCUGAUCUGAUGCGCUCCAUUGAGAGAUGUCAGUCUGAGCUGCUGGAGAUGAUGGAGCAGAAGCAGAAAGCAGCAGAGAAGCAGGCUGAAGAGCUGAUUAAAGAGCUGGAGCAGGAGAUCACUGAGCUAAAGAGGAGAGACACUGAGCUGGAGCAGCUCUCACACACUGAGGAUCACCUGCACCUCUUACAGAUUUACCCAUCGCUAAUCAGACCUCCAUGCACCAGCAGCUGCGCUGAGAUCAGUAUUAGUGACACUCAGCUGAGUGUGGAGCCUCUGAGGAAAGCACUGAUUCAGCUGCAGGAGACUCUAGACGAGAAACUCCGCAAGUCUGUCCAGAAGACAAUGCAGCAUGCAGGUACAAGUGUCAGUGACGUUGAGAGUGUUCAUAAGACAAUGCAACUAUAUGGAGCUAUGUCGUUUGUCUCCCCAGUUGAGAAGACAAUGCAGAAAUAUGCAGUGGAUGUGACUCUGGAUCCUGAUACUGCUCAUCCAAAUCUCAUUCUGUUUGAUCAUGGAAAACAAGUGAGAUAUGGAGAUAUUAAACUCAAACUCACAGACAACCCAAAGAGGUUUGAUUAUUGUCCCUGUGUCCUGGCAAAAGAGGGAUUCAGCUCAGGGAGGUUUUAUUUUGAGGUGCAGGUAAAAGGAAAGACUGAUUGGGAUUUAGGAGUGGCCAGAGAAUCCAUUAACAGGAAGGGAAUUAUCACCGCAAUCCCAGAAGCUGGAUACUGGAUUGUAAUACUGAGGAAUGAGAAUCAGUAUCUGGCUUGUGCAUCUCCCCCUUUUCCCCUCUUUCCAAAAGUGAAGCCUCAGGUAGUGGGUGUGUUUGUGAAUUAUGAGGAGGGUCUGAUCUCCUUUCAUGAUGUGGAGUCCAGGUCUCUCAUUCAUUCUUUCACUGGUCAGUCUUUCACUGAGAAACUCUUCCCAUACUUUAGCCCUUAUGAUAAUAAAGGUAGAAAUGAAGCACCACUGGUAAUUGGGUACAAUAAAUGAAUAUACACCACAAAUAUGAAAAUAAGAUUUAGGACUACAGUAUGAAUACUUUCUGUUUUGAAAUGAUGCAUUAUGUCAUCACAUUUUUGCCUAUAGCAUUUGUUUUUCAGCUUUGA
Messenger RNA from Sinocyclocheilus anshuiensis, 1973 nucleotides. Its product is annotated as E3 ubiquitin-protein ligase TRIM39-like. NCBI's taxonomy places the organism in Eukaryota, Metazoa, Chordata, Actinopteri, Cypriniformes, Cyprinidae. Gene Ontology annotation, molecular function: ubiquitin-protein transferase activity; zinc ion binding; protein binding. Gene Ontology annotation, biological process: protein ubiquitination. The record is from RefSeq and is a predicted model, not a curated record. The transcript has 9 exons. Bases 118 to 1857 code for a protein of 579 amino acids.